Molecule: messenger RNA, 1647 nt
Organism: Nezara viridula (southern green stink bug)
Lineage: Eukaryota; Metazoa; Arthropoda; Insecta; Hemiptera; Pentatomidae
Source: the annotation of a GenBank genome assembly
AUGGAAGGACAACCUUAUCUAGUUCAGGCGGUAUACUCCUUUAAAGGCAAAAAUAAUGAUGAGUUAUGCUUUAAAAAAGGAGAUAUUAUUACUGUUACUCAGCUUGAUGAUGGAGGCUGGUGGGAAGGUACACUAGAUGAAAAAACUGGAUGGUUUCCAUCAAAUUAUGUCAAAGAAUUUAAAGGUCAAAGUGAUCAUUUAAGCCCUCUGAAAACGCCUGGUGAUAUAGCAGCACAACAAAGGGCAUACAGGCCAGUAGUUUUAAAAGAUUUUAUUGAUUCUGAGAAAGCACACAUCACUGAGCUGCAGCACCUUAUGUCUAAUGUUCUCAGUACCAUUGAGAAGUCAGAAAUAUUAAGUAAGGAAGAAUUUAGUUUAAUUAUUAGUAAUCUCAAAGAAGUAUUGAAACUUCAUGAAGAAGUUUUAUCUGGUGUCGAGAGAAAUAGUUCAAAACCACCAUUGGAACAAAGAGUAGGCAAGUUUAUAUUAAAUUUAGCUCCUAAACUGAAAGUAAUACAUGAAAAUUACUGUGCAGGGCAUCCAAAAGCUGCCUUCAUCAUAAAUAAGCAUGAAGAGGAGUUAUUGAAACUUCUUGAUGGAAGCGUUCUAACACUGACAUCAGGUUUGAGUAAACCAUUUAGAAGAGUUGAAAAGUAUCCUAAUCACCUCCAAGAGCUUGAAAGACACUUAGAAGAAAGUCAUCCAGAUCGGGGAGAUACCCAGAGAGCUGUUAGCGUUUACAAGGAUAUUGCCUCAACAUGUUCAGUAUUACGCAGACAGAAAGAAAUGGAAAUUGAAAUUAUGAAUGGAGGCGUCAGAGGAUGGGAAGGCCAAGACAUAGCGAAGAUGGGAGACAUAAUACAAAUGGGCUCAGUUGCUGUCUGGCCCGAACACAGGGAUAGAUAUUUUGUCCUGUUUCCCACAACUUUGCUCAUGUUAAGUGCGAGUCAUCGAAUGAGUGCUUUCAUUUAUGAAGGGAAACUGCCCUUAACUGGUAUCAAGGUGAAUAAAUUAGAAGAUACCGAGAACUACAAAAAUGCAUUUGAAAUCAUCGAAGAUGCUUCAUUUUUAGGACCAUUGAUUGAACGAAUAGUUGCCAUUUGCCAAACUAAAGAAGAUCAACAAAAAUGGGUUGAUUUAAUUCGAGAACAAAGUAAAAAUUUAGGUCAUAAAAUUAAUACUCCACUUUCAAGGAAAUAUGAUUUUGAAGACAUGAAUAGUGAAGGUCAUUGGUCUAUUACACGCUUAAGGCCAGCACCUCCUUCUAGAACCGUAUUGCUGAGGAGUGAAAAAAUAUUAAAUCCCAGAGAUACGAAAGGACUAGAAGAAGAUGCCCAAAUCUUGCGAGUCAUUGAAGCUUACUGCACCAGUGCAAACUCAAGGUUCACUCUUAAUUCAGACAGUUUGAAUUUUAAUGACUUAACUACUCACUUGUCACUAACAGAACCACAAUUGGAUGCAGAGAAUAAAAGUUUACACGAGACUAUAAGCAAGACUGUUACUGAGUUAGAGGACAGAGUUAUUUCUCUUUGCAAUGAAGUGGAAUCAUUGAAGAUGAAUCUUAAGGAGGAGAAAUCGGCUAGAGAAGAACUUCAAGCAAUAGUCAAGGUUAAACUUCCAUCCAUAGAAUUAAGAAUAACUGAGUGA